Molecule: messenger RNA, 579 nt
Organism: Saccoglossus kowalevskii
Lineage: Eukaryota; Metazoa; Hemichordata; Enteropneusta; Harrimaniidae
Product: protein MNN4-like
Source: RefSeq, a predicted model, not a curated record
AGACGCAAGAAAAAAGAGGAAGAGAAAGCAAAAAAGGAUGUUGACGACACCAAAAAGGAAGCUGAGAAGAGUGAAAGUGAUAAGAAAGAGGAGACGACUGAAAUGGAAACUGAUGCCAAGGAAACUGAGAAGGAAGAUAAAGAAGUGAAGGAGAAAGGAGAUGCAGAAAUGAAAGAAUCACCAACUGAAGAAGAGAAAAAGAUAGAUGAGAAAGAAGCUGUUGGGAAGACAGAAAAAGAUGGGGAUAAAGAAGAGACGGUUGAGGGAGGGCUGGAGGAGGAACUGUUGUUAGGAGAUGAUGGAGAAGAUGAUGCUGACUUGUCAAUUAAAGAGGAAGAUGAGGUAAUCUUGAAAAAAGAAGAUGAAUUAACAGCAGAAGAAGAAGACACAAUUCUUGGUAAAGUAGAUGAAGAGGAAUCUAAGAAGGAUGUUGAACCUGUGAAAGCAGAGGAAAAACCAGAGGAGGAACCCCAAGGUGGUACUGAUGAAAUCGCUGGUGAAGAAAGUCCUGCGGCUGAGGAAGAGAAAACUGGAACUAGGUCAGCUAGAAGGGGACGUGGAAGAGGACGAAAGAAGUAA